Messenger RNA from Cylicocyclus nassatus, 3870 nucleotides. The record is from the annotation of a GenBank genome assembly. Lineage: Eukaryota; Metazoa; Nematoda; Chromadorea; Rhabditida; Strongylidae.
AGUGUCAACGCAGAUUUGUCGAACUUGCCGAUUCGUAAUUCAUGUAGCAUUCUUGCUCGUGAACUGAAACUGUUUUGUCUAGGAAUGAGUGACGAUGAGGAGCAGCAAUCGGGUAACAAGCCGUUGCGCUUGCCGAAGAAGGCUGCCAAAGUCAAAAACAAGGCUCCCGCUCAGCUGCAGAUCACUGCUGAGCAGCUCCUUCGAGAAGCCAAGGAAAGAGAGCUUGAGUUAAUCCCGCUCCCUCCCAAGACCAAAAUCACUGAUCCAGAUGAAUUAUUGGAGUUUCAAAGAAGAAAACGUAAGGAGUUUGAGGAUGGAAUCAGGAAAAAUAGAAUGCAAAUUGCAAAUUGGAUCAAAUACGGCAAAUGGGAAGAAUCCAUAGGCGAAAUACAACGGUCUCGAUCAGUUUUUGAGCGUGCCUUAGAUGUGGAUCAUCGUUCAAUCACAAUUUGGUUGCAGUAUGCUGAAAUGGAAAUGAGAAGCAAACAGAUCAACCAUGCCAGAAAUAUAUUUGACCGUGCUGUCACCAUCUUGCCCAGAGCUAUGCAGUUUUGGUUGAAGUACUCAUAUAUGGAGGAAGUCAUCGAAAAUGUGCCUGGCGCAAGACAGAUAUAUGAACGAUGGAUGGAAUGGGAGCCAGAUGAGCAAGCUUGGUUGACCUAUAUCAAUUUCGAGUUGAGAUAUAAGGAAAUCGACCGAGCACGUUCAAUUUAUCAGAGAUUCUUGCAUGUGCAUGGUACAAAUGUAAAUAAUUGGAUAAAAUAUGCACGCUUUGAAGAGAAGCAUGGUUAUAUAGGUAACGCUAGAGCGGUCUAUGAGCGCGGAAUGGAAUAUUUUGGAGAAGACAACAUUCAAGAGAAGUUGCUAGUGGCAUUUGCCCUGUUUGAAGAACGUCAAAAGGAACACGAGCGAGCGCGAGUCAUCUACAAGUAUGGGUUAGAUCACCUUCCUUCGGAUAGAACAGCGGAUAUCUUCAAGCACUACACCGUGCAUGAGAAAAAGUAUGGAGAACGAGCUGGCAUAGAGGAUGUUAUCGUCAGUAAGAGGCGAACACAAUACGAGAAGCAAGUUACCGAGAACGCUUUCAACUAUGAUGCUUGGUUCGACUACCUGAGAUUAUUAGAAAACGAGGAAUGCCCCAGAGAAGAGGUGGAGGACUUGUAUGAAAGAGCUAUAGCAAAUAUCCCUCCUCAUGAUGAAAAACGCUAUUGGAGGCGGUAUAUCUAUCUAUGGAUUAAUUAUGCACUUUACGAAGAGCUAACAGCUCAUGAUGUUGAGAGAACCAGACAGGUCUAUAAAGCAUGUCUGGACAUCAUUCCACAUAAAAAGUUUACUUUUGCAAAGAUUUGGAUUAUGUUCGCACAUUUCGAAAUUCGACAAAUGGAUCUCGCUGCCGCGAGGAAGAUCUUGGGAGUCUCGAUUGGAAAAUGCCCUAAAGAAAAAUUGUUCCGUUCAUACAUUGAUUUGGAGUUGCAAUUACGAGAGUUCGAUAGAUGUCGGAAGCUGUACGAAAAGUUCCUUGAAUAUUCAUCAGAAAACAGUAACACAUGGAUUAAGUUCGCCGAGCUUGAGACGCUUCUUGGAGAUGUUGACCGCGCAAGAGCUAUAUUCGACAUUGCCGUGCAACAACCUGCUCUAGACAUGCCGGAGAUCUUGUGGAAAGCUUACAUUGAUUUCGAAAUCAAUGCAGAAGAGUACGAGAAAGCUCGUGACUUGUAUGAGGCGCUGUUGCAGCGAACGAAUCACAUCAAGGUCUGGAUUUCUCUUGCGGAGUUUGAGCUAUCUAUAGGAAACGUGGAGGGUACGAGGAAAGUUUACGACCGCGCCAAUAGGGCCUUGGAAAAUGCGGAGAAGGAGGAGCGUCUCAUGUUGUUAGAGGCCUGGCUUGAAGCUGAAAAGAAGAUUGGAGACAUCAACGCCAUUCACAAGGUUGAAAAUAUGAUGCCUCGGCGUGUGAAGAAGAGAAGGCAAAUCCAGACAGAAGAUGGUGUGGAUGCUGGAUGGGAAGAGUACUACGAUUAUAUCUUCCCACAAGAUCAAGGCAAUCUCGGAAACCCCAAGUUUCUACAAAUCGCCGCUGUAUUCCGACUGCUGCCGCAGACAGCCGCCAGAGCUGCCGGCAAAGCCGCUGCAGAUGGUGCAGUAACUACGCUCGCUGAUUUCGCACCUCAGAGCGACGAGCUUAAGAUUGUGCAGAUUGACCUGCGUUACACCAUCUCAUCUCCACAAUCAUCAUCUUCUUUGUCUUCGUCCUUUAUUUUCCACAUCGUUUUGUUGAUCUCUUGCACAUCGGUAUUGCAUGAUCUGAAAAGUUCUGACAAAAUGGCGGGUGACAACGUCGAAACCCAAGUGCGAUAUGGAGUACCAGCUCGAGAAAUGUCCCCGGAUGAACAACCAUGGAUGAUAAAGCUGAUGAUAAUAAUACUAGGAUAUGCAAGUGUUGUGCUUCCAGCUUGUCUCCUGAUUUGCAUCGUGCGGCGGAAAUAUGCAACAACUGAGCCGAGGAGUGCAUUCGGGCGGUUUCUUCGCGCUUUUGCUGUAGGAACUGAGAAUUAUCAACUACUGGAGACCCCGGGCAAUAAAAUCACGUUGCCAGACAAACGUAAUCUUCUGAAAGAUGCCAUUGCUUUAUUAUUCUUCUUUUCUGGUAUCCAGUGCACGUUAGUCAUGAUGGGUUUCCUGCAAGAGCGUAUCAUCACGAGAGGUUACCAAGUGCACGAUUCGGAUGUGAUAGAUCGAUUCGGAGAUGCGCAAUUCUUAGUGUUUUGCAAUCGCGUUGUGGCCAUAUUCGUUUGUGCGAUCGUUCUGCUUCUAACUUGGAGGAGGCAACCUCCUCAUGUACAACCACUAUAUGUCCAUUCUUUCACCUCAAUAUCAAACACUAUGUCAACGUGGUGUCAGUAUGAGGCUUUGAAAUAUGUUUCCUUUCCCACUCAGACAAUUUGCAAAACAUCCAAAGUAGUGGUGACGAUGCUGAUGGGAUUGGUAUUACGCGGUCAGAGAUACUCCUGGCAGGAAUGGGGAUGUGGUAGCGCUGUAGGUGUGGGUGCUAGCCUUUUUCUGUUGAGUAGCGGUCGCAGUCGUGCCGAAGGGGUUGUGACAUCGAUCUCCGGUAUGCUGUUGAUGACUGGAUAUUUAUUAUUUGAUUCUUAUACUUUGAACUAUCAAAAGAAGCUUUUCGAUAAAAAACCAAAGAUCUCAAAGUAUCAGAUGAUGAUGGGUGUAAAUGUAUUCUCAGCGAUACUCUGUGCAGUUUCUCUCAUUGAACAAGGAACUCUCUUUUCAUCUAUAGACUUUGCUCUUCGACACAAGAACUUUGCAAGAGAUUCAUUCUUUUUGAGUUUGUCAGGGGCUACAGGACAGCUUUUCAUCUAUUCCACCAUCGAGAGGUUUGGACCUAUUGUCUUUGCUGUGAUGAUGACCAUUCGACAGAUGCUGUCUAUUCUCUUAUCAUCAUUCUACUAUGGUCAUCCCUUAUCGAGCUGGUCCUUGAUAGGUUUUGCGAUAGUAUUCACAGCGAUAUUCCUGGACAUUUACCGGCGUUACUUCGAAAGACGAAGAAGUGUCAAGCAGUAGUGCUGUUAUGGAGUCCUUCAGGGUUCAGACCUAGUGAAAAAAUUGUUAAGAAAUUAGAAAUCGACUUUUUCCUUCGAAGAGCCUUCUAGCUAACUAUAUUGACUCUAUCAAUCUUGUUGAUCUAGUCUCUAGUCUACUCCUGCAGACUUUACACAACGUACUAUCUCGCAUAAUUUUGUUCGUUCUCAACGAAAGUAUUAGUUCAAUUAUUGAACCUCACUACAAUCUCCAAGAUAAUGACGCAUUUUUGAAAAAUUUCGCACUCUUUCAAGAUUGUUUUCUUUGUUGUGAAUA